Pleuronectes platessa (European plaice) is the source of this 1167-nucleotide messenger RNA. RefSeq names its product nodal homolog 2-A-like. The record is from RefSeq and is a predicted model, not a curated record. NCBI's taxonomy places the organism in Eukaryota, Metazoa, Chordata, Actinopteri, Pleuronectiformes, Pleuronectidae. Gene Ontology annotation, molecular function: cytokine activity; type I activin receptor binding; growth factor activity. The coding region runs from base 1 to 1167 and encodes 388 amino acids. Gene Ontology annotation, cellular component: extracellular region. Gene Ontology annotation, biological process: SMAD protein signal transduction; BMP signaling pathway. The transcript is spliced from 3 exons.
AUGAGGGCUCCCGCUGUGGAUUUCUCUUUUGCGCUUUUUCUCCUCCUGGUGGAUUUGGUGGUGGCUCAGCCCGACGCUCGGUUCCGGGCCGCGGGCUCCAGACGCACGGUGCUGCGGCGGCAGAGCACCAGGCUGCCCCUCUACAUGAUGCAGCUCUACCGGACCAUGCUGACCGACGACCGGCACGCAGGGAUACCGGCAGCCGGCAUCGUGAGCAGGGCGGAGGACAACCUCGUUCUGCACGACUCCGACGCGGUGGUCAGCCUUGUCGCUAAAAGUUGUCAUCAGAUUGGCAAGAGGUGGUCCGUCACCUUCGACCUUUCCUCCAUUACUGCAAGUGACGAGGUCCAGCUGGCCGAGCUCCGCAUCCGCCUGCCGGACUUCGUGGAGUCUUCCCGAGCCUCAGUGGACAUCUACCACUGCUCUGAGAGGAACUGCCCGGAGAGCAGGCAGCUCGUGGGACACCUCCGAGCUCAUCCCAGCUCCAUGGUCUCCUCUUCCUCCUGGAAGCUGUUCAACAUGACAGAGAUGCUCCGCCGCUGGCUGCAGGGGGAGCGCUCUGCACCGAGGGUGGAGGACGAGGUGGGAGAGGAGGAGGGCGUCCAGCAUCCUCCAGCUGACCGGGUCAUGAUGGCGGUCUUCUCCAGGCAGAACAACAACAGCCUGCGCAUGCCGACGCUCAUCCGCACGGCAGAGCACUCCAAGUACGUCAGCCUGGAGAGGGAGCAAGUGGCCGUCAGCUCUGGGAUGAGCAGCCUCAGGGCCAAGAGGCACCAUCACACCCAGCAGCAGAGACGUAGACUACCCAGGGCCGCCCAUGCUCACAAGUCCACCGUGGACGAGAAGGAGAAGGGUCCUCUCUGCAGGAGGGUGGACAUGAUGGUGGACUUUCAGAAGAUCGGCUGGAGCGAGUGGAUCGUUUAUCCAAAACGCUACAACGCUUAUCGCUGUGAGGGCCGCUGUCCUACUCCAGUAGACGAGACCUUCACCUCAACCAACCAUGCAUACAUCCAGAGCCUCCUGAAGCUUCACCACCCAGACAAGGUGGCGUGUCUGUCGUGUGCGCCGACCCGCCUGGCGCCGCUCUCCAUGCUCUACUACGAGAACGGGAAGAUGAUCAUGAGGCAUCACGAGAACAUGUUGGUGGAGGAGUGCGGCUGCCACUGA